GUGUGUGUGUGUGUGUGUGUGUGUGUGUGUGUGAGGGGUGGGGGUGUCUUCCGUCUGCUGACUUGAGGGUCUCAAGUCUUUCUCAUUCCUGAUGUUUUCCACCUAACAAGCACGACUUGAACCCUCUGCAGAUUCCGACCUUGGAUUCAAACCAUGGAAGCUUCUUGAGUUCUUUUGGACUGAAGCCGGUAUUUAGGACCAGGAUCUGGACCAGGAUGUUCUGCAGCUUUUAUUCGCCCUGGCUCUUGCUGGCUCUGUGGAGUCUGAGUCGGCCCAGCUGGCAGAUCACGUGGCCCGACAGCAAGACCAAGAGCCAGCUGGACCCCAACGUGAAGGACUGGGGAGACUAUUCGGACCUUCCAACCAGAACGGAGCUGGGACCUGGCUUGGAGGAGGACAGACAACGAGGAGACAAGACCGGAGACUCGGGUCUUGCGUCUGAGUUGGAUUUUCUCUCUGAUUUCGCAGGUAAAAAGCGUCUGUGGGUGAUCACGGCGCCCUCGCACCAGGACCACUACCUGCGCAUGAUGGAGAAGCAGCUGGAGGACAUGGACCAGAAGUCUCUGAACUGCCGCCUGGCAGAGCGAGACACGCUGCUGGUCACCAUCGUGCAGAACGCCAUGAUGGAGGGCAGGAUCCAGAAGAGCAGCGCCCAAGGAGACGCCACGGUGGAGACCCUGGACCCCGACACCGUCACCAGACUGCUGCACUACCUGCAGCUCACCCAGGACCAAGCCUUCAACAUGUUGGUCCUGAAAAAAAACCUUCGAGUCAGCGAGCGCUUCCCCUACCCGGUGCGCGUGGAGGCCAUCUUGGAAGUCAUCGACCAGCUGCCCGCCAGGAAGCUGGAGAAGAUCACCAGGAAGAGAUCCAAGAUAAGCUGCGGAGGCGGCCUGAGGAAGAAGGUUCGGGUGACGAGGAGGAGGAUGAAGAAGAGGAUCACGCCCAGGCCGAGUCAGGCCAGCUCAAUGGUCGCCUCGCAGAGGAGGAAAGCCGCCCUGAGGAGCAAGAUCCAGGACAUCCUCAGCGGGAGGUCCAGGUUCGUCAUCCGUAAGGCGCCCGGCACAGGCAAACAGGAAGUGGCGAGGGAGAGGGCGCACGUGUCGGCGGGAAAACGUGAAGAGAAGAACCAAAGGCCUGACACGUCUUCAGCUGAAGGCUCUAACAAGUGGGUGGAGGAGGAGGUGAGAGAAGAAGAGAACAACAACAACAACAACAAGGAAGAGAGAAACAACAAGGAGGAAGAGAAGAAGAAGGGCAAAGGGAAGAAGGGAAAGAAAGGGAAGAAAAGAAAAGGAAAGAAGUCCAAACAGGAAGUGAGUGAGAAGGACAAAACUGCCUUGAAGGACUUUUUGGAGACUUUCAAGGGCAAACGAAGGUUAAUGCUGAUAUCGACGCCCACCACAGACACCAGCUUGUACGUGCAGCAGCGUGCUGAGAACCAGCAGCAUCACUGCCAGCUGGCGCUCAGGCAGGUUACCGUGGCGACCAUGGUGGGCGACGGCGUGCUGACGCUGCAGCAGCACCAACUUGACUCCGAGCCGCCGUUCAGCGAGGUGGCGAGCGAGCGCUGGUCGGAUCCGCGUCUGAUCUCGCUCCUGAGGGCGGAGCUUGGCUUGUCUUCGUCCGACCUGUUCUCCAUGACCAUCACCGACUACGACAUCAAGCCCAACAGAGUGUUUGAAGCCCCGCCUUCCAGCCUCGCCAUGUUCCAACACAUCGACCACUUCCCGUCCAGGCGCCCUGAAGAAGAACGAGAGCGCAAAGAUCCUCCGUCAUGCGGGAAGGACGAGCAGCGAGCUGAGGAAGAGAACAUCCUGCUCAGGUUCAUGUCCAGGAGGAGACUGCUGCUGGUGUCCGCUCCGGCCGAGGACGACUACUCUUUCCAACAGCAGCUGUCUGCGCUUCACGGACAAGAAUGUCACCUGGGUGUCCGCCACUUCGCCCUGUUGAAGCUGACGGGGGCGGCGGACAAAGCGUCGGGCACGGUGGAGCUCUUUCCCCUCAACGGUCGCAGCCAGAGCCAGGUGGAGCCGCUGGGCCGCCAGGCCGUCAACAACCUGCGGGAGCAGCUGAAGAUCAGCAGGGACUACUUCAGCAUGCUGGUGGUGGGCAAGGACGGAGACGUCAAGGCCUGGUUCCCCUCGCCCAUGUGGACCUUGGACAGCGUCUAUGACCUGGUGGACUCCACCGAGUCACGCCUGCGCGAGGAGACGAUGCAGAGGCGGCUCGGGAUUCACUGCUCCGAGGAGCGUUACCACGGAUACGACGAGGAUGGAGCCUACCAGCAGUCGUAAUGGAUGAGUGACACUUCAGUCAAGAUGGGGACUGAAUCCGCUACUUUUGUAAUUCAAACGUUUUCGGUACCCCUUUCAAAAUGAUGAUUUGCAAGAAAUAUGCUACUGAUUAGCAUUAGCAAUUUUACACGGCAAUUUCAACACCUCCAAAUAAAAACUACAAAAGCA
Messenger RNA from Nerophis ophidion (straightnose pipefish), 2465 nucleotides. It is a transcript of the gene ccdc80l2, whose product is annotated as coiled-coil domain containing 80 like 2. Bases 216 to 2297 code for a protein of 693 amino acids. The transcript has 12 exons. Lineage: Eukaryota; Metazoa; Chordata; Actinopteri; Syngnathiformes; Syngnathidae. The record is from RefSeq and is a predicted model, not a curated record.